AUGAAGUUCAUCGCUACAGUUCUCUCCGUCCUUCCAGUAGUCCUCGCUCUACCAACAGGCGAAGAUGCAUCCAUCUCAAAGCGCCAGAGCGUGAACACAGUGACAGACCAGCUCCUCUUCAGCGUUACACUCCCACAAUUCACUGCUCGUCGCAACGCCCGCGAUCCUCCCACUGUCGACUGGACCUCUGAUGGUUGCACUUCGUCCCCCGACAACCCAUUCGGCUUCCCUUUCGUCCCCGCUUGCAACCGUCACGACUUUGGCUACCACAACUACCGCGCCCAGAACCGCUUCACAGUGAGCGGCAAGGCCCGUAUCGACAGCAACUUCAAGACCGAUUUGUACUUCCAAUGUCAAUCUUCGAGUGUUUCUGGUGUCUGCAGAGGUCUUGCCGAUGUCUACUACGCUGCUGUCAGAGCCUUUGGCGGAGACGAUGCUACACCUGGCAAGAGAGAUGAGGACCUUGUUAAAGAGUACGAGGAGAAGGUUGAGGUCUACAACAAGCUUGUUGAAGAGGCUCAGGAGAAGGGAGACCUACCUCGCCUUGACUAA
Messenger RNA from Fusarium graminearum PH-1, 552 nucleotides. RefSeq lists its product as uncharacterized. Gene Ontology annotation, molecular function: A2-type glycerophospholipase activity. The transcript has 2 exons. The coding region runs from base 1 to 552 and encodes 183 amino acids. Gene Ontology annotation, biological process: phospholipid metabolic process; arachidonate secretion. The record is from RefSeq and is a predicted model, not a curated record. NCBI's taxonomy places the organism in Eukaryota, Fungi, Ascomycota, Sordariomycetes, Hypocreales, Nectriaceae.